This is a messenger RNA of Funneliformis mosseae, 2973 nucleotides long. The record is from the annotation of a GenBank genome assembly. NCBI's taxonomy places the organism in Eukaryota, Fungi, Glomeromycota, Glomeromycetes, Glomerales, Glomeraceae.
AUGAGAAAAUCAGCAAAACGUAAAGUAAGCUACGUGAUAACACAUAAUAAAGAUGAUCACGGUCAUUUAUUAGGCAUAAACAGUUUAGCAUUAGACACCACCACUUUUGGCUCCUCUGAUAAACCGGAAGGAAUUUUAUAUAGUGCAGGAAGAGAUGGUGUAAUUAAUUCAUGGGAUUUACAUUUACCUUUAAGAGGACGAACGAUACCAAAAUAUAAUUAUAAUCAUUUGAACGGCAUCGAUGAAAAAAAAAGAAAUGUUAAAGAUGAUGAUAAUAUACCUUUACAUCUAUUUAAUGAAGAUAAGAACUGGGAAAUUGAUGAAGAUGCUUCAAGUUCACAACCAACGCCAAAAUCAACGUUUCGACAAUCAUUUCAAAGUCAUACGGAUUGGGUGAAUGACAUAAUACUAUGUCACAACAAUGAAGCAUUGAUAUCGUGUUCGUCAGAUCGAACUAUGAAAUUGUGGUUUCCACAUAAAACAUCAACACCAUGUACAAUAGGAUAUCAUACAGAUUAUAUAAAGGCAUUAGCAUACGCAUCAGGACCAGGAUGGGUGGCAAGUGGAGGGUUUGAUAGAAAAAUUGCUUUAUGGGAUAUUAAAGAAUGUAGGCUUGCACCGUCAACAUCGAGUUCAAGUGGUAAUAUUUUUGGAGGAUUGUCUGAAAGAGAUUUUCAACCUAUAGUUACAAUAGCUGAAACUUCACCUAAAUCAUCAGUAUAUGCACUUACAUGUAACCCAUCAGGAUCCGUUCUUGUAUCUGGAUCACCUGAAAAGGUUAUAAAGGUAUGGGAUCCGAAAUCUGGUAAAAGAAUUACGAAAUUAUCAGGACAUACAGAUAACAUUCGAGCAAUAUUAAUAAGUGAUGAUGGAGAAUUAAUAUUAAGCGGAUCGUCAGAUACAACGAUAAAAUUAUGGUCAUUGUCAGCGCAGAGGUGCAUUAAUACAUUUACAACGCAUUCAGAUUCAAUAUGGUCUUUGUAUUCUGAUCAUCCCAGAUUAAAAGUAUUUUAUGCGGGAGCUAAAGACGGAUUAGUUACUCGUACAGACUAUAGCGAAUACGAAGAAAUUGAUGAUGGUGAAUGUGUCGCCAUUUGUAAAGAAAAUGCUGGAAUCGUCAAACUUGUGGCUUUGGAUAAUAAGUAUAUAUGGACUGCUACUUGUAGUUCAAGCAUUAAACGAUGGCAAGAUAUACCAUUGAGGAAAGAUCGAAUAAAAUUGUCAACUUCUUCGCCAACAUCAUCUACUUCCCAAAAUGCAUUUCAAAUCCCAUCAUCGUCCUUAAUAAAAUUAACGUCAACAGCUGUAACGUCAUCCUAUCCUUCAGUGGUAUCUUCACCGCAAUUAAAAACAGCCACGACAGAUAGUGAGGUAGCGACUAUAUAUAGCGUAGCAAUAGGUGACGGUCAUAGUGAUAUAGAUAACGAAGAUCCGGAACCAGUUCGUGAGAUAGCAGAUCACAUAAUAGAGGGACAACAUGGAUUAAUUAAAUAUGUUAUAUUGAAUAAUCGUAGAAAUAUACUUACCUUAGACAAUAAUGGGGAAGUUACGCUUUGGGAUAUUAUAAAAUGUGUUAAGGUCAAAGUAUUUGGUAAAUGUAACAUUGAUGAAAUUGCCCAGGAAAUCAAUACACCCGAAUCUAUACCAAAUUGGUGUUCCGUUGAUACAAGAAUCGGUGCAUUGACAGUACAUUUAGAUGAGAGUAAAUGUUUUGAUGCAGAAAUGUAUGCUGACGAGGCAGGAUUAACUGGAGAUGUAGAUAUAAGAGAAGAUCAGCGAAUUAAUUUAGGUAAAUGGGUAUUAAGAUAUUUAUUUGCAAAUUUUACCCAAGCAGAAAUACAAACAUAUGAAGCUAUACAACAACAAAGAUCAUUGAUGCAGCAACAACGGCAGCAACCUGGAAGUGAACAUAGAAGCUUAUUUUCCACCCAAAUAAAUGUAAAUAUACCACCACAAGCGGCUACAUCAACAACAUGUACAUCACCAACCGCAUCAAGUCACAAUCUUGCCAAUUGUAACGCGAACCCACCAAUGCCACAAUCACCAACAACACCAUUAGCAGCGUUUACAACAGGUCCAUUUACGGCUCCCGCGACAACUAGUUCACAACAACCAGAUUAUUUUAGUGGACCACAUCAUUUGAAUUCUUCUGCCACAUCUCCGACAACCCCGCCUGUAAUGUCACAGAUGCAUCCGUUAAUACAACCACCAUUUAAUCAACAUCCACAUAAUGAAACGCCGGAAAUACAAAUACCACAACAUACCACCGUAAUAAUAAGCGAAGAAAGCCACGAAGCUUCUACUAAUGUUGAUUUAUAUAGAGGUACUCUUGGUGAUAUGGAAAGGGAUGCCGAAAUUAUUGAACAAAAGGCUCCAACUUGGUUAAUUGAAUUUCUAAUUAAGAAUAAGAUUCCCGCCAAAGAACCUGUAAAGGUCAGUUUCAUAUUAAAACCACAUGAAGGUUCUGAAUUAGAUGAAUUACCGAAUGGAAACGCAAGGUUAACCGCAAAUAGAAUGUUAAGAGUAAGGAAAAUAUUAGCUUAUAUAGUAGAAAAAUUAGAAUUAGAUCAGCCAUCGAUUCCUUUAACAACAAGCAAUAACACCACUAAUAAUGGCGCUGUUAAUAUCAAUGGAAAUUCGGUUACCGAACCUACUAAUGCUAAAGAUAAUGGUGGUGGUAGCAUGACUGCUACACAACCUUCUACAGAGUGUCUAGAAAAAGCGUUGGGUGAUGCUGAAAAAAAUACUGAUGAAGGUAAUGAACAUGAUAAUGCCACCGGUAAUAAUUCACAAAGUACAGCCGCUGCUGAAGAAGAAAGAAAGAAUGCCAUGAAACCUGAAUUAUGGUUAGAAUUAGUUUGUCAAGAUCAGAUCUUGCCUCCUACCAUGACAUUGGCUACUAUUAAAUCUCAAAUAUGGAAAGCAUCUGGUGAUUUAACAAUGACUUAUAGGUUGAGAAUGAAAAGCGUUUGA